CUGUCUUUUGAAGUGAUGGAGUUCAUUUGUGUGACUUUGAUGAUUAUUAUUGGAAUAACAGAUUCAACAGCAGAUCAGUUUGCUGUAGUUGGACCUGUAGCUCCUCUCUUCAUUGUAUCUGGUGAAGAUGUGAUUCUGCCCUGUUCUCUCAAACCCAACAUCAGUGCUGUAAACAUGAGAGUCGAGUGGUUUAGACUUGAUCUCAAAGACUCAGUAGUUCAUCUCUAUGAAGAUCAUGAAGACAAAAACACAAAUCAGCUUCAGUCGUACAGAGGAAGAACUGAAGUGUUUAAAGAUGAACUACAGAAAGGAAACACAUCACUCAAACUCUCAAGAGUUAAAUUGCCUGAUGAAGGACUUUAUAAGUGUUUUGUUGAGUAUAAAUCUUGGAAUAAUAACAUCACUGUUGAUCUCAGAGUUGAAGUUUUAGGUAGUCCUACACUCAUCACUGUAGAUGGAUUUGAUGGUUCUGGUGGACUUCAUCUUCAGUGUGAAUCUAAAGGUUGGUACCCUGAACCUGAACUUGUGUGGCUGGACAGUGAAGGAGUCACUUUGACAUCUGAAACUACAAACACAAAGAGAGAGACAGAUGGAUUCAGAGUGAAACACAUGAUCACUGUAUAUAACAGAGACAGUAAAUAUCACUGUAGAGUCAAACUGAGACAUCACAUGAUGGAGACUGAGAUUAUUAUAUCAAGUAAAAUGUUUAACUCUUUGAGGUCAUCAGUGAUCUUGAUUUCUGUUGGAUCUGUGCUCGGUGUGAUCGGUGUGAUCUGUGGAUUACUGAUCGCUGUGUUCGUCUAUAGACCCAGAGGUAACAUUCAUGUUUGCUUUCCCCAGCACUGCUUUCCAUGCAGCAGCAGCCAUCGGCAAUGCAUGGCGACCUCGCAGCUAAAAUCACUGUUAAGGAGAUAUGCAGUGAAUGUGACUCUGGAUCCUGAUUCAGCUCAUCCAGAUCUCAUUGUGUCUGAUGAUGGGAAAAAAGUGAGAUAUAGACAACAAUCAAGAACAGUUAAGGAUGAAGUUCAGAAGUCAUAUAACAAGUUUGAUUAUCGUCUCUGUGCUCUUGGAAAGGAAGGAUUCACCUCAGGGUGUUUUUACUAUGAGGUAGAGGUGAAGGGGUUAAAUAGGUGGUUUGUGGGUGUGGCCAGAGAAUCUGUUGAGAGGAAGGGGGCGAUCCUGCUGAAUCCUGAGAAUGGAUACUGGAUGGCUGGUUUGAGGGGAGGAGGGUAUCAGGCUAGUGAGGGUUCUUCAUCUGUUUCUCUUUCUCUAAGUGUGGCACCUCAGAGAGUCAGGGUGUUUGUGGAUUAUGAGGAGGGUCGAGUCUCUUUUUAUGAUGUUGAGUCUAUGUGUCAUAUCUACUCUUUUACUGAUCAAUCUUUUAAUAAGAAACUAUAUCCUGUCAUUUGGCAUAGUAACUUUGCAUCACUUAUCAUCUGUGAUCUCUAAUGAUAAAAAUCCUCUCAUGUUUAUUUUGUAACUUGAAAUAAUAUUAUACACAGGGAUGUGUGUGUCAUUCAGAAACAUGUGAUGAUGAUGGUAGUUUUUUUUUGGCCCCUAACAGAAAUGAGUUUUGUGCAUACAUGUGAUGCUGUAUAACAAAUCAAACACAUGAAUAACAUUCACACAGUUGUGUCAUUCAUCAGUUUCAUGACCAUAAAACAAAAGAGGUUUUAUCUUUAACAUAUGUGAUCUUGUCUGUGAAAACUCAUUAAAUUGAUGUCUAUAAAACUGCAGUGGAAAGAUUUGUUGGCUGUUGUGAUGAAAAUUACUUUUCAGAUUAAUGUUAAUAAAAAUGAGGAGGUCACAGACCCCAGAUCAGUGGGGAUAAGAGCUCUGUUCACAGUCAUGACAUUAAUCAGGUUGCUUCAAUAUUUGGGGGUCAAAUAUUGACAGCGAGCUUCAGUGGCAUAAACAUGUCUCAAGUGUUUGUAUACAAGAGUUCAUGAGUGUCUACUCUUUUAAUUAUGAUUAUUUAUGGAGAGCAGUAAUGUUAUGAAUAUAUUUUAUAAAGCUACAAUAGAGUUUAUUUUGUGAUAUGAAAUUAUUGUCUGGUUUGGGAGUCAAAUGUUUAAAAUGAAAACUCAAAUAAAUAAUCUGCUGAGCGUGUCAGGGAAAAUCAUUGAAAAACAGAAGCUCGGUUUCUUAUAAGAUAUUUGUGUGCAGUUCAUCAUACAGCAGGUUAAUAAGAUCUGAUUAAACUCUUCACGUGUGUUCAACUCUGAGUGAUGUUCUGAUGAAAGAGAUUUUAGGAUCCUGUUAUGUAAAAAAAUCAAUAUAAAUAUUCAUUCAUUUCACUGUAACA
Messenger RNA from Paramisgurnus dabryanus, 2305 nucleotides. NCBI's taxonomy places the organism in Eukaryota, Metazoa, Chordata, Actinopteri, Cypriniformes, Cobitidae. The record is from RefSeq and is a predicted model, not a curated record.